GCCUUUAGCCUGAAGUGCCAACUGCUAAGCGGAGCUGCUAACGGUGUACCGUAAAAACCAGACACAUUAUUUUUAAAAACUGGUUAUCAGACGGGAGUCAGCUCUUAUCGUUCAUGUGAAGCAGCUGAUACACCAAGCUGCCACGGCAGCAGCAGCAUCCUCUUUGCUGUUAAAGGAAAAUGCUAGUGGACAAAAGCUAACAGCCAUGAGCAGCCAGGAGGAGGCCGAACUUCAGCUGGAUGCUGCAGAGGGAAAGAAACAUGAACAUGAACCACAGAACGAAACACUACAUGGUGUUUUCAAACCCCAAGUUCAACGGCACAGAUUAGAUGUUAAAGAAGAAGCUCCUAAAGAAAAAAGCUCUUGUAUGAACCAGCAAGAUCCUGAGGUUUUCUACAUAAAAGAGGAAGAGGAGGAAGUCUGGACCAGUUCUGAGGGAGAGAUGAAAGAAGGUUCUCCAGAAGGAUGGAGGCCUGGUUUGGACCCCAUCCACAUAAAAGAGGAAGAAGAUGAGGAACUCUGGACCAGCCAGGAGGGAGAGAUAAAUGAAAAAUCCCCUGAAGAAUGGCAGCCUGAUGUGGACCUCCUUCACAAAAAGGAGGAAGAGCCCUCGACAAGUUUGGAGGAAGACCAGAUCGUUGGGAAGAAAGAGACUAAUACCCCAAAAUUUUCUUUUACUUCGGUUCCUUUGAAGAAUGAGGAUGAUGAUGAGAAACCUCAGCUUUUACAGCUUCAACAUCAAAUGAAAAAAGAAGAUUUUCCAUCCUGCAGCUUAGCUAACCGGAUGAAAGCAGCAACUGGUGGAGAUGCAAAAACUACCAGGAAUCGAAAGACUCACAAAGACGAGUCCACCUCUUCAGAAACUGAAGUCGGUGAUAAUAAUGAAGAGGACAAAGAUGUGAACAAUACUGAUUGCUCUUUCAUGCAGUUAUCAGAACCCAAAGCUGAAGAAAGCGAUGAUGACUGUAAGGAGGGCAGUGUAGACUUGUCUGGUCCAAACAAUGUCAACAAAGGUUUACGCUGCUCUGAGUGUGGCAAACAGUUUGUUGACGACCAGUCUUUCCUUAGACACAUGAUGGGUCAUUCAGAAAUGAGUACUUCAAGUUGUUUUGGUCAAAAGAAACGUUAUAAUGUAAAGAAAAAUGCAGAAUCUUGCAGUGAAGUCCCGCUAUCUCGGAAAUCAUUGAGCUGUAAUGACUGUGGUAAAGUAGUUACCUGUAAAACAGAUUUAACCAAACACAUGAGAGUUCACACUGGAGAGAAACCCUACAGCUGCGAUGUAUGUGGACGAAGGUUCAACCAUAAAUCAAAUUUAAACAAACACACCAGAACCCACACAGGAGAGAAACCAUACAGUUGCGAUGUGUGCGGCCGAAGAUUUAACCUUAAGUCAAAUAUGAACAAACAUUCAAGAAUCCAUACAGGAGAGAAACCGUUUGGCUGUGACGUUUGUGGACAGAGAUUCACAUAUAAGACAGAUCUAGAAAGACACGGUCGUUUCCACAGAGGGCAGAAACUGUUUGAAUGUGAUUUUUGUGGAGAGAAGUUCAGCCAUAAGACACAUUUAGACAGACACGUAAGUUUCCACACAGGAGAGAAACCGUUUGGUUGUGACGUCUGUGGACAAAGAUUCACUCGCAUGACGCAUUUGGGCGUUCACAUGAGAAUCCAUACUGGAGAAAAACCAUUCGGCUGUGAUGUAUGCCAACAAAGAUUUAGCCUUAAGAACACGUUAAACAAACACAUGAGAAUCCACACGGGAGAAAAACCAUACGAUUGUGGCGUUUGUGGACGAAGGUUUACCCACAAGUCAAAUUUAAAUAAACAUUCAAGAAUCCAUGCUGGGGAGAAGCCAUACGAUUGUGAAAUAUGUGGGAGAAGUUUUACCCACAAGUCGAAUUUAAACAAACAUAUUCGAAUCCACACAGUAAUGAAACGGUUUGGUUGUGACUUCUGCGAGCAAAGAUUUUCGCGGAAGAAACAUUUAGGCAUUCACAUGAAAAUCCAUUCAGGAGAGAAACUGUUCGGUUGCGUUGUGUGCCAUCACAGGUUUAGCAAUAAAGCCCAAUUAGAUAGACAUGUGAGCUUCCACACAGGAGAGAAACAAUUUUGUUGCGAUCUCUGUGGACAAAGUUUUACACGAAAGACACAUUUAGGCAUACACAUGAGGAUCCACACAGGAGAAAAGCCGUUUAGUUGUGAUCUUUGUGGACAAAGUUUUAGACAAAAGGCACAUCUAGAUGGACACAGGAAAAUCCACACAGUGCAGAAAGUGGUUGUGAUGUACGCUGACGAAGAGUUAGCCCAGGGCUCACCAACAAACUUUACUGAGGGUACAGAAUUUUACAGUGCAGACUCUGCAGAGCCGGCCUUUGAUGCAAGAAAUACACAAGACAAUGAUGCUUGUGAUGAAACCUCAUAGCUAUCAAGCUCAAUAAGAAGCGGUUAGAUAUCCAAGAGAAAUCCAUUUUUCCCUCAAUAAUUAACCUAUAUUUCUGCUUUAGAGGUUUAUACACAUUUGUUAUUUAGCAUAAGUGAGCCUUUUUAUUUGAUGCUCAUGCUUUGAAGUGGGGAUCCAUUAGUUAUAUAGACUUUAGAAAGCUACUUAACUGCAUUUGCCAUGCUCUUUAUGUUAACUAAAAUUUUUAUUUUUCAGUGUAAAAUAUAAUUUUGAUUUUGCCACUGUGCAGAAACUUUAGAGAAAAAAUGUGCUUAUAUGAAAAGUCAAUCGUGUUAAAAUUGUAAAAAAAAAAAA
Molecule: messenger RNA, 2755 nt
Organism: Austrofundulus limnaeus
Lineage: Eukaryota; Metazoa; Chordata; Actinopteri; Cyprinodontiformes; Rivulidae
Product: zinc finger protein 2
Exons: 2
Coding region: 206-2422 (738 amino acids)
Biological process (GO): regulation of transcription by RNA polymerase II
Molecular function (GO): DNA-binding transcription factor activity; RNA polymerase II cis-regulatory region sequence-specific DNA binding
Source: RefSeq, a predicted model, not a curated record